Messenger RNA from Lytechinus pictus (painted urchin), 3976 nucleotides. RefSeq lists its product as uncharacterized. The record is from RefSeq and is a predicted model, not a curated record. Bases 258 to 2495 code for a protein of 745 amino acids. The transcript has 2 exons. Lineage: Eukaryota; Metazoa; Echinodermata; Echinoidea; Temnopleuroida; Toxopneustidae.
CUCUUGGCCAUGGUUAUUAAAGACAGUUACACGUAACCUCAAAGUUGUCUAGUAUAUUUACUUCUUUUAUAUUAAGUUGUGCCUUAUUAACCCAUGGCGUGGUGGCAGCUGGAUUGUAUCCACCCAUCGAGUAUACAUAAGCCUUCCCAAGUUAAUUUAACCCUAUAAAUUGGGGCUAGGCACGCCGUGUUCUAUCGGUGGUAGACGAGAGGUUGGGUCCCUUCCCGAAUAUAAAUUUGUGUAGUCCCACAUAUACCAUGGCCAGGGCCGCGUUGACCGCCGCGGCAGCCGUUCACGAUGCGUCGAGCUGGCGUUCGGCUAGCAGGUCGUCGCAACCAGGGUUGCGCCAGUUUUCUGCUAGCAAGCAGAUAUUGAAUAAGCCUUGUUUUUGUGCCCGCACAAUUGAUAAUUCGCGGAUUAAUGUUGAAUUAAAGAGCGGAUCACAGCUAAAUUUAAUCACUGAAUCUGUAGCGGAUGAUAUUGGUGUUGAGAUUCUUGUUGACAAUUUUGGUUUUGAUGAUUAUUUUGUUGAUGGUGUGUCCAUUGUUAGUCUAGUUGAUCAGACCCUGGUGGUCGGUUUGACUCAGUUCACAUUAUUGUAUGAUGAUUGUGAGCUUUGGUUUGAUGGUGUGGUAGUCCAUGAUGACUACUUGCGUGGUUCUCGCAGUAUUGUUGCUGGGGCUCCAUUCAUGGAGCAGAACGAUAUUUCAGUUCGCCCCUCCAAGCAGUUGAUCAGGUUUGGAGACGGUACUGCUUUCUGCUAUGGUUUGUCAUCUCGAGCAGCUCCGCCAUGUUUUCGUGAUGUUGAUCUCGCUGGCAUACAUUCAAUUACAAAUCACAUUCUCAUUGAUCGGGAGCAUGAGAUGAAUGAGAGUGAAAUGGAUGAUAGUCAUGAGAUUGAUAAUCAUGUUACAUUAGGGACCAGAGUCACACCAGUAAACACUAACAUACACAAAGGAGAUGAUGGAUAUGAGACAAGUGAUAGCGAGUUGAAUGAAUCUCAAUGUAAUGAUGGUAAAUCUUGUAAUGAAGAUCGAAGAGAUGAGACUAGUAAUGGUGAGGUGCUUGAAAUUGACAAAGGUGAAAUGAAACCAUGCAAUGUAGAUGGAUACAAGAGUAGUGAUGGUGGAGGUCAUGACUCUAACAUAGUUGAUGUGAAACAAUGUAAUGCAGAUGAUGGAUACGUGACUAGUGAUGAUGAGGUGAAUGCAACAAACAGUGCUGACAUGAAAGAAUGGAAUGAGGAGGUUGAGUAUGCAGCUUGUGAUGGUUUGGUUUAUGAAAGUGACCAAGGUGAUGUAAAACAAUGUAAUGAGGAAAAUGGAUAUGAAGCCUAUGUUGGUGUGGUUAAUAAAGCUAAUGGAAAUGAUGUGCCUAUUGAUCACAUAACAGGUGCAAAUGAAACAAAGAAAAAUGACAUAGUGUUGAAUAUCAGUGAAGUAAUUACUGGUCAUGAUAUCAAGGUCAGUGAGCCUUCAUUGUUCCAAGAGUGUAGAGUUUCAGACACUCAUGAAAGCAGUUCAUGUUCCCAUCCAGUUUUACGUUUGAGUGAUUUAAAAACUUCUUCUUUUCAUUGCAUUGAUUGUUGGCAUGGCAAUGUUGCCUCUCCUACUCCGAGUGGAUUGAGUUGCUCUCCACUUUCUGCUGAUGAUUUUCAGUCUUUGUUACUUUGGGAUUGUUGCCAAUCCAACAUGAUCUACAGUGUCACAGAGUCCCUUGAUUUGGAUCUUAGUCGGAACUAUUGUUCUCACUCUUUGUCUGAUGUGACAUUUUUGCCUAACCUGACUUUGCCUAACAUGUCGCCUGAUAUGCUACUGGAUCGCUGCAUUGGUAGCAACCGUGUCGUUGACCGUGGAGGUACCGUGCUGCCUCUUGAUCAAAGGUUUGACACUCCCGGAAGUGUCAAUAGCAUGUCCGUUACCGUUACACCAUCGGCCGAUUCGGUAUUGCCCUUCGACGCGAGUAACUGCCCCAGAGCAAGCACCACAGUAACCGCUAUGCCUCCUUGCCCGGCUAAUGUCAGCAGCAGUAGCUCUACUGUGCAAGAUAUCCAUCCAGCCCGGGUACCAUGUGUCGUGGAUGGGAUGAUCUUGCAGAACUCUCAGUCGUUCACCCUGCACGCGUCUCCUCCAACUGAAUGUCCAUACUCGGCUAGCAUCUCAAUGACUAAUACCCAUGUUCAUUCCAUCUGGAUUGAUGUCGCGUGCCAUACUCGCCCUCCAGAUCAGCCUCGUGCUAACCUAGAGCUUGGCCCUGCUGAACUGUCCACUCUUGAAGGAUGUCAUGCUCGUCCGCCGGAUCAGCCCCAUGCUAGUCAAGGGCAUGGUCCUGCUGAUCUGUCUGUCCCUGGAGGUUGUCGUCGCACUUGUCCGCCAGACCAGCCCCAUGCUAACCCAGGGCAUGGUCCUGCUGGUCUGUCUCUCCCAGUGGAAGAGCUUCGCGGUUUAGGAUUCCAUCACCUAACUAUCAAUGGUACAGAGACAUUUGUUAAUUAAGCCCAGUUCCGCUCGGCUAGCUUUCCCAAGGAUAUUCAGGGUCGUACCUUUAUGUGUCGGAUAGUGACCAUUACAGAUGUGAACAAUAUGUUUUUAUUUUGAUUGGACUCCCAAUUCUACCAUGUGAUCAUGAGGAACAGACUAAGAGGAGUUUCAUUGCUUGAUUCGGAUUUGUCUUUUGAGUUAUUAACUGAUGCCUAAUUGAUUUUAUAUACCAAUUACCAUGAUGAUUUGUUUUAUGUUUAUUUGCAGGUAUAUUUUGCUUCGAUCAACAUGCUUUAAAGUGCUUUCUUUAUAUUAUUGAUAGUGAUUUUGAUUAUGAUUUUAUGCCGGAAUGUUUCAUUAUAUUUCUUUGCAAGUAUUUUCAUGUUACAGGAUUGCAUUUUGAUGUGUGAUUUUAGUUGAUCACAAUAAACCGCUUUAUAAUGUUAGUCAUUGAUUUGUGUGGCGUAUUUUGGGUAAAUGAUUUAUGGAUGUAUGUUUUUUUAAAUGUUUUUAUGAUGCCAUACUGGUGAUGAAUAAUGAUCUAUAUGCCCUUGUUUUCAAUCAUUGUCUGUUCAUGUGUCUUUUGCAUUAUGCCUAGUACUAAUGAGUGUGUCAAUUUUGUGUAGUUACACAGUCAUAAGUUUUGGGUACUUGGCUGUUUUUUGUAUUCGAUCCAUUUUCCUUUUUGCAAGUUUUUCUGCUUCUAUUGAGAUGGUAUGGAACUACUCAUGAUUCGGUACUUCUUGUGCCGUCCCUUUUAUGUUACACAGAUAAUUUAUAUUUAGGAUGAGGCUGUCAAACUGUGUAUUUAAUUUAUUUGUUAUGUAGAUACGUUGCACUGAGAGAUUGUCUUUAUUUCAUUAUUUGAACCAUUUGCCCAUAUGCAUCCUUUUUAUGCAGGUUUAUGGUUGUUCAAUUUGUGUCGAUAAUUGUUUUAGUGCACAGCUUUAAUUGAGCCUUGUGUUUUGGAGUAGAUUAGGGUCGAUUUUUUGCUCGUAAUGAUUUGAUGCCUAGAUAGGGAUACUGAUUUGUUGUUUACUCCUUUUCAAGCCCGUACAUGUGUUUUUCCCAUUUUUGAUGAUGGAGAGAGAUGGGAAGUGGUGAUGCCAGUUGAUGUUAUUUGAAUUGUGACCUUUGUUGUGUUAAUAUGUUAGUUUAAUAUUCAACUCAUUAUGAUACAUUAGUGUCUAGAUUUGUUAGAGUCUUACACUAGCGAUGGUCUACCCUUUUUAUUUAAUAGUGAGCUAAUUGCGAAUCAUCAUGUUUUUGUUAUACAGAUUAUAUUGUAAAAGAGGAGGAAAAGGAAAAGGCAGUCACGCCAGUAUGUUGUUUUCGUAUUAUAAUGAUAAUUCGAUGUUGCAAUUGCAAAGUGUAAGCGCGCCACCUUGUGUUGGUCUCUUGGCCAUGGUUAUAAAAGACAGUUACACGUAACCUCAAAGUUGUCUAGUAUAUUUACUUCUUUUAUAUUAAGUUGUGCCUUAUUAACCCAUGGCGCU